AUGGAAGUUGUUUCUGAAGGUCAGCCCGCUUGCAAUCACCCGUCCGUCAGGAAGCUUCACGUCAACAUCGUCCACCAGAAUCAAAUACCCUUUAGGACCGAGCUUGGAUCUAUCAAAGAACUGGUUGCCCUGGCGCUCGUUGGCCAGUCUGAGCAGCUCCUUCUUGUCGAGCCCGUCCUCGUCAACAACAACACCGUAGCCGUCAACUAUGGCAAUGUACUUCUCGUCUCUGGACAGCUUGAUCUCGUUCGAGCCCAGAUCGCCGUCUCCGCCAGCCAUCUGGAGCUUGGUGAUUUCUGCCAGGUUCGUGAUCCCCAGCUUCUCGUAGAUCUUCUCCGUGUACGCACGCACACUCAAAGUGGUCAUACCGUACUCGUCGUGCGGAAUACCGCCCAAAGUUGGCGACUUUCCGGUGAAAAAGGCCUUCCACGGGAACCCAAGCACAGCUCCUCUUUUUCUAGCGUGCAAGGUGGCCCAGUCAACGUAACCGGCGGUGUUCUCGUCCGGACCCAUGUACAACAUCUCUGGCUUGUUGUACAGAUCAACAAUCGUCUCCUUACGAGGGUCCUUGAUCAACAGGUCCAGCAACGAGUCGAUGUACUUGGUGAAACACUCUUUUGGUCUAUCCUGAGCAGCUCCCAGAUUGAGCAAGAUGACUCCUUUGGACCCUCCUUCGGGAAUAUCCUUGUUUUUGCGCUGCUGGGUGCUUGCGAGAUUGUAGUUCUCGUCAAACAGUGUUUUCAGGUUCGUGAAUCGGAGCCAACCACAAAGAACAUACCAAACGGAGUCUGGGGAUACUCUGUUUUGGGCAGGAACGAAGGAUCCAGCCGGAACGACAGAGCGAUCUUGGACGACACAAAGAAGUUGGUCUUGAGCACGCUCUUGUUGAACGAGUACAAUGCACGCAACACGAGCAACUGGCCCUCGUUCGAGGUCGAUCUGGCCAGAGCUUUCUCAAAGUCCUCGUCGCUUGCAAUCGGGUUCACCUCAGCAACACGCUGGUACGAUAAGGUCGACUCCAGCGAGUUCGAGAUGACCAAGCCGGUUGAGGAAAUGAGUCACAAAGAUCACUCCGCAAUGCGCGUAGAUCGACUCCUGGAUAGACAUCUCUCCACUGGCAAACUUGUGGUAGAACAUGUUGUUUGGGAUACAGUACAACAACGAGGCCUCCUUGGUCAUCUGGUAGAUGGUUGUUUCUGGACUCAGUCCGUCGGAGUAGUCGAUGUACAUGGAGAUGAUGGAACUGCCGUUGGCAAAGUUUUCCACGUACUUGCGACUGAGUUUGACGUUGUAGUAUCUUGCCAGCGUGCUCAGCGCGGAGUUGUACCGCGGAGAACUGUUUCUGCGGUACCCGAUGAUGAUCCGCUGUUCGCCAGUGGCGGCCACCGUGAAGUGUUUGAUCACGGGACCUUCAGUGGUGCUGAGCUCGUUCAAAACCUCCGAAUACAGCAGCUUUGUGUGGUGGGUUGCUGUUUUCAAAAACGUUUUGUCUCCAAUAUCCUCAAUCGACGCGCCAGUGCUUCUGCCAGAGGAAAACUGGCACUUGUAAACAAACUGACAGCGUACAACGUCGCCGGUGGGCAAUCUGGAAUUGAACGACUCCAUCCGAUACGGAUCCUGGUCCGGAGCCCGAUCAAGGUACUUGUCGUCGAUCUCGUGCUCGAACUCGUCGUAGUCGGCCGCGUCGAAGUACACGGCAUGAUCUUCUGUUUCUCUGCGGUGGUGCAAAAAAGGUCUAUCAGUAAGCCCCCUUGCAAAGGCAUCCACUUUUGCAGAAUAAAGGGCCAAAAUGUGGGAAACUAUCACCGAGACAGACUCCGACGCAAAGUAGGUGUCGUCGAUCCCGAGCGACUCGUAAAAGUAGCGUGUUUCCGAGUCGAUCAAGGUUUCGGGAAUGAACCCAGUAGAGUCCAAUUCGUCCAUGACUUGGACCAUUUGCGCUUCUUUACCAGGAAACGAGGCGGACUUGUAUCCGGAGCCCUGGAGGUCCUCCUUGUCCACGUUCUGGAACGAGGUGGCGCUAAAGUUGUUAUGGAUGGUCAGACCAGCCAAUUUGGUUUCCAAUGUCAUUUGGGCAGAGUAAUUGCUUUCAAGUGGGGGAGGAAUGCCGUUUUAUACGCCAUAAAAUGGGUCACAUGCUCCCCUGGCGGGAAUAAAAAAAAGCCAAUCGAAAAAACCUCUCUUUUCGGGAUUAUGGGGCUCUCGCAUGCGCAACUUACUCAAAAAGAUUUUUUUCAAGGGAUUGUCACCCAAAAAUUCCUGUUAAAAUCGUUAAUUAAGCUUUUAUUACUUUAUCGUAGCCCUUUCUCCUCUGGAUCAUUGUCAAAGUUCAUUCCCGAGUAUCUUCGUGGAUUAACACCCUUCGAAUCGAAAACUCGAGACGUGAUCUGCCGCAGCUUGUUUUUAUCCGUGCCGUGUGGCAGAGCUGUGGCUUCGACAUGGAUAUCCUGGCUAUUUGUGGAGUUGAAAUUAUUCUGCAAAACCCCGGCUUCUGACAUAUUGCUCACAAUCUCGCUCGCAACGUCGUCUGGUCUGGUCGAUUGCACCGUCCCCGUACUCGAUUGCUUUUCUCGAGCAUCGUCGAUCGCAGGCUGUUGCAACGUCAAUGUCUCCUCGUUCGCGGUCUCUGUCUCCGCCGUCGGCCGCUCGUUCGCAGAAGUAUCAUACACAAACGUCUCAUCGGAAUCAGAGCUAUUUUUGUCGUCAACCUUAAUGGCAUCGUGCAACUUUGCCGCAAAAAAUUCCGCUCGUGAAGACGCCUUGCUUUGCACCGUGGUGGUGGAGGAAACUGUGUUUGUAUUUCGUAAAUUCAUCAGACUGGAACUUGGUCCUGCUUUUUUCGCUCUCACCGCCUCCUCAGAAACAGGCCCCUCUAUAACCGACCUUUUCGACUUGAGGUGGGUCAAAAACGAGUCUGACCCCCCGCCCACGUUUGUGGGACUUGUGUUCUUAUUCACGUCCGAGGAACUCAUCUGGCGUGUGAUCGUCACCGGCCCGUUCGUUGUGGAGUUCCCAGACCCUAUCGUGGGCUGGUUGGAUAUCCCUGUCUGGUUAGUGGGCACAUUGUUCCCCGUGUUGGUGCCGGUCGAGUUGGGCAUAAUAUGA
Molecule: messenger RNA, 3105 nt
Organism: Ogataea philodendri
Lineage: Eukaryota; Fungi; Ascomycota; Pichiomycetes; Pichiales; Pichiaceae
Exons: 4
Coding region: 1-3105 (1034 amino acids)
Source: RefSeq, a predicted model, not a curated record